This is a messenger RNA of Linum tenue, 2524 nucleotides long. The record is from the annotation of a GenBank genome assembly. NCBI's taxonomy places the organism in Eukaryota, Viridiplantae, Streptophyta, Magnoliopsida, Malpighiales, Linaceae.
ACCCAGUCACUGGACCGAGCCCCAUACAGUUCUCUUUUUUUUUUGGACGGGACCGAUACACUCCAGUUACUAGCUCUGGUGAUGGCAGAGGAGAAACAGGAUGCCACCCAGCCGGCGGCAAAGGCCCCGGCGGAGAUCAAUGACGCGCCGCCAGAUGUCGAGUCCCAAAUCAGGACUGCUAUGCGGUCUCGCGUCGACUUCUUCAAAGAUCAAGCAGAUUCUCUGACAUUUGAGGGAGUAAGGAGGGUUUUGGAAGAGGACUUGGGUCUGGAGAAAUUUGCCUUGGAUGUGCAUAAGAGAUUUGUGAAGCAAUUGCUGCUGGAGGUAGGCCGCUCUCUUCCCUUUAGGUUAAGAAACUUUUCCUAUUGCCUGGGGAAUUUUGCGUGAUGGAUUUGAAGCUCUUGCGUUUGUCCCCGACUUUGUCUUCUGUUUUGCAACAUCACUGCUCAGACUGUUCGUUUUGACUGCCUGCAGCACCACUUGAUUCCAAUUUCUAUUUGGAUAUUUGAAAAUUAUAUAUAUUGUUAUUUACUGUGCACUAGUAAUUUUUGUCUCGCCACUGCUUGAUUGGCAUAGCUUGAUUUAUCUGUAUCAUUCUUAUAUUAAAGUGUGAUUUGGUUCAACAACAAACCAAACCUUCAGUUCAGUUGCUUCUAUUAAUAGUUUUCUGGUUCAGUGCAUGCAGGGCGCUACAGAUGGGAGUGGCCAGCAGGAUUCAACAGAAAUGGUUGCAAAAGCCGCAUGUUCAAUUGAAGAAGAAGCAUCAGAAAUACCUGGAGGUGAUGUAUCAAAAAUUGACUCAAAGAAUCAUGACAGUGAGGAGGAGAAAAUGGAAGAUUCCCCUGUAAUGGGACUUCUGACUGGACAUAAGAAAUCUAAAACGGAAAGUAUUAGAACCAAAGAUAUUGAGAAGAAAGUGCCAAGUGAGAGCAUCAUAAAAAAGGCCAUUUUGAAGAGGGCUUCAUAUAUUGGAGCUAACUCUGAAAGCAUUACAAUGGCUGGACUGCGUCGACUUCUAGAGGAAGAUCUUAAACUUGAUAAUGGUGCACUUGAUCCGUUCAAGAAGUUUAUAAGCACUCAGUUAGAUGAGGUAUUACAGUCUCCUGAAAUCUAUGCUUCAAAGAAGAAAACUGUGAUGAAUAAAUCUCAGGAUAGAAGUGCUAAAAGAGUGAGCAGUGAUGUGAGAUCAGAUUCAUCAGGCAAGGAUGAUGAUGAAGCAACACAUAAACGUAAGGUUGCUUCAAAAGAGAAGACAGUGAACAGUGAGGGACCAAAAAAACGAAAAAGGUCUGGGAAGGAAUCCAAGGCAUCUGCUAAGAAGCAAAGCAAGCCUUCAAAAGCUCCAUCACAUGACAACAGCGAAUCAGCAGAUGAAGAAAAUGCAUCUGACAAUGGUGAUUCUCAGUCAUCGCAAGAAAAACCAGUGAAGAAAAGGGAAGCUUCUACUCCUGCCCCGACAUAUGGAAAGCGUGUGGAGCAUCUCAAAUCUGUUAUAAAAUCUUGUGGGAUGAGUAUUCCGCCAGUUAUAUAUAAGAAGGUGAAGCAGGUGCCUGAAAAUAAACGCGAGGCAGAGCUAAUAAAAGAGCUGGAGGCUAUACUUUCUAGAGAAGACUUGUCAUCAAAUCCUUCUGAAAAAGAAAUAAAAGAAGUUAGGAGGAGAAAGGAGAGAGCCAAAGAACUUGAGGGCAUUGACAUGAGCAACAUUGUGUCCAGUUCACGGAGGAGGUCAACAAGCAGUUAUGCCCCUCCUCCUAAGCCACCCAAAGUACCUAUAGAAAGUGAGAGCGACAGUGACGAAGCAGAGGACAAGGAUGAUGAAGAAGAUGAUGAAAAUAACGAGGAUGAAGACGUGGACAACGAUGUUGAUGAAGAAAGCCAGAGCGGCGAGGAACUCGACGACGAUGGUAAGUAACCAAACAACCCCUUGGUCUAAGAUAACUGUCAUAGGAGUCGAGAUUCGAGAAAAGGGGACUUAAUCAUGCUAAUUAUAAUUCUUGGGUAUUCAUUCUCUGAGCCCUUGGUUAAAUUGAAUGCCAUACGAAUCACUUAUGUUCUGAUGGCAUUCAGCUACAUGUUCAGAUCACCACUUUGAUAGCGUGAUGUGUUUCUGAUGCAGAGUAAUUGGGGGCGCCAGAGAAUGAUUUCGCUAAAGGGCCAGAAAAUGAAAUCACUGUCGGAUCAACUGAAACUAGAGAUACGUAUCAUCUUUUGUUAGUUGCUUAUAUCUCUUGUUACCAUUUCACCUUACCUCUCCCGGUUGGUUCUCUCUUAUGGUUGCUUAGAAAUAGGUUAUUAGUAAGGAAGGAUAGUUGGUAUCUAAUGGUCAGUGAAUCGGUAUGAGCAGAGAACUUGGUCGCAGCUUGACUGUCUGACUAGGGAUGUCAAUAUGUUAUGGUGUAGUUGAUUGGAUAAAUGGUUCAGUUACGAGGUGGAGCCCUGUUCUCUCUUUGUCUACUGAAGCAGUCUAGCUCUUCUGUUAUGGAUUGGGGGCAUGGGUUAGAUUUCAGAAGAGCAGUUUAGGUGU